This is a messenger RNA of Schistosoma turkestanicum, 1343 nucleotides long. The record is from the annotation of a GenBank genome assembly. Lineage: Eukaryota; Metazoa; Platyhelminthes; Trematoda; Strigeidida; Schistosomatidae.
CUCCUGAUAGUAGAAGUUUUCUGACGCGGCUCAAGCAAAAUUUUACGGCGCUCGAUUAGCUCAUGAAGGAAAUAAAUGCUCAUGUUGGCGAAUCAUCCUUACUUUCGGAUGAUAAACUUCCUGAAACAAAUAAUGCUGUAUCUCAAGACUUACCCAUUUAUUUAACCAUUUUACAUAAUCGCAUAAAGCAUCGUCUGGUUUUCCAAUCGUCUACAACCAUUGCUGAAGUUAAACAGUCUUUAGAACCUUUAACACACGUUCCUGUAGAUAUGCAAAAGUUAAUAUUUCGCGGAAUAUUGUCAGACAAUACUACUCUUGGAGAGUUGUCACUACCCGGUAAGGAUGCUAAGUUAAUGCUAGUCGGUACAAAACCUUCUGAAGCGGAACAAGUUCGUUUAUCUGAAGCAAAUAGCACUGCUAAUGAAGAACUGUCGAAUGAUUGUCAAUCGGAUGUUACGAUGGACUGGUCUGACCAGACUGAACAUAAACAAGUUUUAGAACGUUACGGAAAACCAGAGAAUGCUAUGGUCGGAAUAUUAAAUACAGAAGAAGUUUUAGAUCCUAAUGAAUGUUUACUUGGACUUUGUGACAAACGUGGGCAACCAUUGAGGUUAAGAAUUAAACCAGAUAGCGCAGAAUUAUGGUUAGCUACAAAGGAUAUAACUCAUAAAUUUCCUUUAGCCACUAUCCAUGAUGUAGUCAGUCAACCUAUAAAAGGUCAUCCGGAAUAUCAUAUCAUGGCUUUCCAGUUGGGUCCCACUCCAAAAUCUCGUUAUUUUGUAUAUUGGUUACCAUCUCAGUAUGUGGAGUCAAUCAAGACAAUGGUGUUACAGUACAAAAUAAUUACUUCAUUAAGUGGUACAACCAGAACUAAUAAACCACUUUGAAAUUGAUCACUGAUUAUACCUUGUAAACAAACAAGCGUUGCACUGAUUUCAACGAACAAAGCUAAUAUCAUCGGCUUGAAUAUUUUCAAUCUGUGCAUUAUCUUCAUUUUCCCCAAGAUUCUCUAGAUAUUGUUAAGGCUUUAUUUUUCAUCCGCUUCAGAAGUUCUUCACUAUUAUUUAAACUGUUUUGUUUUGCAUAAAACCACUGUAUUAAUGUGAAUAGAUCAAUAAAUUAUGUACAAUGCUUUACAAUGUUCUACGUUAGUUUUUGAGCGUUUUUUUAGCAACUUAGUUGACCAAAAGAUUGGGUCGCUAACGCCAUACCCAAUCCUCUUGCUUUAUCCGGACUUGGGACCGGCAGUAACCUCAAAGGGGCCCAAGCGGAGUUAAUUUUUUACGUAGUUGUUAUGUCAACAUAUGUAACUACUUUGCCCAAAAGAGGUUUUUCAAAACGUU